Choloepus didactylus (southern two-toed sloth) is the source of this 582-nucleotide messenger RNA. Its product is annotated as meprin A subunit beta-like. The transcript has 4 exons. The record is from RefSeq and is a predicted model, not a curated record. Lineage: Eukaryota; Metazoa; Chordata; Mammalia; Pilosa; Megalonychidae. The coding region runs from base 1 to 582 and encodes 193 amino acids.
AUGGUGGAUGUCAUAUUCAUACUGACUCGACUUCUGUUCAUCUCCUGCUGUGUUCUGACUGUACAUUGUGCACAACCCAGUUGUACAUCUGUGGCUGACUUUGAUGAUUGCCCAGGGAAUACAACAGAUUUCUGUCCAGAGAAUAUUGUUUGUGCAUGCAAAGAUGGAGAACCUUUUUGCAAAUGUCCAAAUUUCAGAGGUCAGUGGGGAAAUUACUGGUAUAUGGGGUCCAAAUGUGACCAACUUUGGAAUACUCUGGACCUGAUUUUAGUAGCAGCAUUGCCAGGAAUAGGACUGGCUCUAAUAGUUGGUGUAACAAUCCAGACCAUCCACUACUGUAAAAAGAAAUCAAAGAAGAAUAUAGAUGAUCACCGAGAACAAAGGAAUUGGUCAGGACUCCAACCUCAGCAUAACUCUACAUAUGCUUUCAAUACUGACAUGAGGCCUUCUCAACAUGAUCAAGGCCAGGUAAACACUAAAACUCAUUUUUCAGAUAAAAAUAAGUUUACAGAAAAUAUCAAAGAGGGAAGUGCCUUGAGAAACAAAAAGAACAUUGAGAGAUUAAAGAAAGAGUCAGAGUGA